Messenger RNA from Suillus clintonianus, 923 nucleotides. RefSeq names its product cation efflux protein. The coding region runs from base 1 to 657 and encodes 218 amino acids. Gene Ontology annotation, cellular component: membrane. NCBI's taxonomy places the organism in Eukaryota, Fungi, Basidiomycota, Agaricomycetes, Boletales, Suillaceae. Gene Ontology annotation, biological process: transmembrane transport; monoatomic cation transport. Gene Ontology annotation, molecular function: monoatomic cation transmembrane transporter activity. The transcript has 8 exons. The record is from RefSeq and is a predicted model, not a curated record.
AUGGCUUCGGUCAACUUGGUUGUUAUUGUUGAAUCCGUCCGCGCAAUUAUGAGUCAAGAAAAGGACAAUGGCUUUCACACUCAGGCCAUCAUCUCAGUUGCAGCUGCGCUCGGCGUCAAGUUUGCCCUUUUCUUGUAUUGUUAUACCCUCCAGUCAAAGUCAAGCCAAGUGCAGGUCCUAUGGGAGGAUCAUCGAAAUGAUCUCUUCAUCAAUGGAUUCGGUAUUCUGAUGUCUGCUGGAGGAAGUAGAUUCUCUUGGUUUCUUUGCAAACUUAUAUGUCAAACAGGGCUGGACCCUACUGGCGCUAUCCUCAUUGGUGCUGGGGUCAUCUUUGCUUGGAGCCACACUAUCUAUGAGCAAUUUGGCUUCUUGGCCGGGAAGUCUGCGCCACACGACUUCCUGCAACUCAUCAUCUACAAAGCCAUGACCUUCAGCGAUGAAAUUGAGAAAAUCGAUACUGUACGGGCAUAUCACAGCGGACCCGAUUACGUCGUCGAGGUGGACAUCGUCAUGGACGCUACUACCCCGUUAUGGAAGGCACACGAUAUUAGCCAGCAACUGCAGGAUAAGAUUGAGGUGCUUCCAAAUGUCGAGCGUGCCUUUGUGCACGUCGAUCAUGAAACAACUCAUGCUCCCGAACAUCGAAAAAUUAUGUAGGUGAACGGCGGUUGAAUGGAACGAUAUAUCCGCCAUGCUAUCAGUAUAUCUAUGAGAAUAUGUUGUUUCGUUUACUGGGAUACCCUGGUCUGUUUACAAGUGAGAAGAUUAAUAUUACUGAUUGCUUGCUGUUGCUGUACUCGUGUAAUCAUACUGCUCCAGGGCUUCCCCUCUGCAGUCUCCUUAUAUAGCGGCAUGAUUGCCCACUGGCUGAUCGAACUUCAUACUUGGUUGGAAGAUCAGUGCUUAUCACCGGCAUCACACAA